Molecule: messenger RNA, 318 nt
Organism: Penicillium argentinense
Lineage: Eukaryota; Fungi; Ascomycota; Eurotiomycetes; Eurotiales; Aspergillaceae
Exons: 1
Coding region: 1-318 (105 amino acids)
Source: RefSeq, a predicted model, not a curated record
AUGAGCGACGACCAGCAAAUUUUGGCUGCCAAGGAGCUGGGUAUGGUUUUCAACUACAUGAAUGAAGAUGUAAUAUGGGAUAAAUUUUGCGACACUUACGAGGCCAUGCGAGACUUACUUGGGGAUUUUCAAGCCUUCUAUCGGAGCAACCCCAGCCCCAAUCUACCUCAAGCCAAUCUCCCAGACCUACAAAAGGAAUGGGAGAAUUUCAUUCAUGCUUCUCUCGAACAGAUUGUUCACAACGGAAGAGUGUCAUUUGAUUCAAUGAGAGACAACAAGUACGUUGACGUUGUCGCAAAAUUCGCUUCUUGGUUCUAA